GGGGGGUGAGACCGAGGCGGCGACCCGAUUGGGGUUGGGUUGCAGAGAGCUGGAAGACAAAGGAAUGGUUGUUUCUUAGCGGUCGGGAUUGCAGGAAGGGUUUUCCGCGGAGGCCAUUGCGCGUGUCCAUGGGGAAGGGCUCGACGCCGACGGGGUGACGACAGCGCGGCUGUCUCGAGGGCGCCUCGGCCGGGAGAAGCGCGCCGGGCGCCCCGGGGAGACGUUCCCGAAAACGUCGUCCUGACGUAGAGGGAACCCGGCGCAGUGUCCAGGGUAGUAAAGUGCCCCUGUAUUUUACUUCUGCCCGAUUUCUUACCAACUUCUUACACUAGUGGGGAUGAAGUUAGACUGAAGGAUAAAUUUCCAGGUGUGAUGUGUCUAGAACUUCUAAAAUUAUACUUAAUGGCUUUUAAUAACUGCUGUUGCAGUUUGAAGGAAUUGUUUACAAAGCUAUAAGUGUGGAGAGCAACUGAAGUUCGUUUCAAGGCAUUCGAAAUGGGGAAAGACUAUUACGGCAUUUUGGGAAUUGAGAAAGGAGCCUCCGAUGAAGAUAUUAAAAAGGCUUACCGAAAACAAGCCCUCAGAUUUCAUCCGGACAAGAACAAAUCUCCUCAGGCAGAGGAAAAAUUUAAAGAGGUCGCAGAAGCUUAUGAAGUAUUGAGUGAUCCCAAAAAGAGAGAAAUAUAUGAUCAGUUUGGGGAAGAAGGGUUGAAAGGAGGAGCAGGAGGUACCGAUGGACAAGGAGGUACCUUCCGGUACACUUUUCAUGGUGAUCCUCACGCUACAUUUGCAGCAUUUUUUGGAGGUUCCAACCCCUUUGAAAUUUUCUUUGGAAGACGGAUGGGUGGUGGCAGAGAUUCUGAAGAGAUGGAAAUAGAUGGAGAUCCCUUCAGUGCCUUUGGAUUCAGCAUGAAUGGGUAUCCGAGAGACCGGAAUUCUGUGGGGCCAUCCCGUCUUAAACAAGACCCCCCCGUUAUUCACGAACUUCGAGUCUCACUGGAGGAAAUAUACAGCGGUUGCACCAAACGAAUGAAAAUUUCUCGAAAAAGAUUAAACCCUGAUGGAAGGAGUUACAGAUCUGAGGACAAAAUUCUCACCAUUGAGAUCAAAAAAGGGUGGAAAGAAGGCACCAAAAUUACUUUUCCAAGGGAAGGAGAUGAAACACCAAAUAGUAUUCCAGCAGACAUUGUUUUCAUUAUUAAAGACAAAGAUCACCCAAAGUUCAAAAGAGAUGGAUCAAAUAUAAUUUAUACUGCUAAAAUUAGUUUACGGGAGGCAUUGUGUGGCUGCUCAAUUAAUGUGCCAACAAUGGAUGGAAGAAAUAUACCUAUGUCGAUAAAUGAUAUUGUGAAACCUGGAAUGAGGAGAAGAAUCAUUGGAUAUGGGCUGCCAUUUCCAAAAAAUCCUGACCAGCGUGGUGACCUUCUAAUAGAAUUUGAUGUGUGCUUCCCAGAUACUAUAUCUUCAUCAUCCAAAGAAGUUCUUAGGAAACAUCUUCCUGCCUCAUAGAAUAAAGAACUUUGUUACCCAUAUUUUGAUAAGGCACUGAAAAUAUAAAAGGACUGACAGUUUACUGAUGUAGAUGUGAAUUCUGUAUAAAGAUGUGUAAAUUCUUUUGAGGGUUCAUUAAAUUGCAUGAAUAGAGACGGGUCAAAUAAAUAGGCAAAGGGAUUUUUACAGACAGAGAUGAAGAGAAAAACCACUCACUGUAUUUUAUUUCAUUUCUCCCAAAUCAGAAAUUCUUAGUAUUUUGCUUAUGUGUAAAAGUUGGUUUUGUGGUGUCCAUAGAUAAGUUUUGAAUAAAGUAGUAGACAAUCCAAGUACUUUAUUUCUUAUAUCUUCUCAGUAUAAGUUCCCAUUUGUAAUGGAAAUUAACAAUUCUAAACUAAAUUUUACAUGUCAUAUGAACUUCUAGAAGAGAAUAAAAGCCAAAGCCAUUUGGAAAUGCAGUUAUUAGAUUUGAUCACCUCCUGAAGUGCUACUUCAGGGCUAGUACCAAUAAAAGAAUAAACUAAGAACAUGUUUCACCAUUGGACUUACUAAGAAACGUGAUAGCAUACUUUAAAAACAUAGUUGUAAUGUUCUUAAUGCAGACUUUUUCUUUGUAAAAAGUAAGUGAAUGGCUGUUUAUCUCCUGUGGAAAUCCCAAUUGCCUGAAUUACUGAUAUUUUAGAAAUAGACUGUUUUUAAAAUACCAUAUGUAAUUUUAUGCAAGUUGACUAUAUAUCUUGAACUUAAUAAAUUAUAGGCUCAUUUUGUUGUCCACUAGUUUAAACUAAUUUGUUUAAUAAUAAAUGUGUUUUCAGAGAAAAUACUGUUAUUUGAAAUUAAUUUUCCAAUUAUACAUUCUUCUACAACUUGCUCAUAAUAUGCUAUAUGUAACCUUAUAUAAUUUCCCUAAAAAGAAUAAACUACCACUAUGGUGUUAAACCAAAAUAUGGGGAAAAUAAACACUAACUGCUGCUUAUGGAUAAUGUUGCUACUACUUGUUAUGCAUAUAAAUAUUUUACUUUUUCAUA
Molecule: messenger RNA, 2519 nt
Organism: Heterocephalus glaber (naked mole-rat)
Lineage: Eukaryota; Metazoa; Chordata; Mammalia; Rodentia; Bathyergidae
Gene: Dnajb4
Product: DnaJ heat shock protein family (Hsp40) member B4
Biological process (GO): negative regulation of transcription by RNA polymerase II
Cellular component (GO): cytosol
Molecular function (GO): protein-folding chaperone binding
Source: RefSeq, a predicted model, not a curated record